Messenger RNA from Saprolegnia diclina VS20, 2621 nucleotides. RefSeq lists its product as hypothetical. Gene Ontology annotation, biological process: calcium ion import across plasma membrane. The record is from RefSeq and is a predicted model, not a curated record. Gene Ontology annotation, cellular component: membrane. The transcript is spliced from 9 exons. Bases 16 to 2532 code for a protein of 838 amino acids. Gene Ontology annotation, molecular function: monoatomic ion channel activity. NCBI's taxonomy places the organism in Eukaryota, Oomycota, Saprolegniomycetes, Saprolegniales, Saprolegniaceae.
UUUCCGUUUUGGGCCAUGGACCGCGUCCUAUCGCACGUGAGUGGUAUGGACCGCGUGCUAUCGCGCGUGAGUGGCGGUCGCGUCGGCAGCAUCCACGUGACGUACGAGAACGACAACGACAUUGUGGCGCGGCAGUUUGCCGAGAACCUCACAGGCGUCUUUCGCCUCGUACUCAGCAACGACCUUCCCGGCACGCUUCGGCACCUCAAGGACCGCCCGGAGGAUCUCUAUAAGCGCGACAUUGUCGGUGCGACGCCGGUACUGCUCGCAUACCUCACCAAGCGCUUUGAGCUGGGCCAAGCGAUCAUUGCCGAGUGCCCCGGCCUCAAGGACAACAAGCAGCAGUUGCUGACGUACGAAGACCGCGACGACAACAUUUCGCCGUACCGCGGAGAAAACGUGCUGCACAUUGCUAUCGUCCACCGCAACGUCGAGGCCAUCCAGUGGCUCGUCGAUCGAAUCCCGGACCUUCUUGACGCCGAAACGACCGGGUCGUUCUUCGCGCCGGGGAUGCUCUGCUACUUGGGCGGGACGCCGUUCCUCUUUGCAAUGGCUUCCAAGCUCGUGGACGGCGCCAAAGUCAUUUUAGCAGCGGCCAAGAAGGCGCCUGCUGGGUCGCCGGCCGCCAAGACCUCCAUUUCAAUGACUGACCGGUUUGGCAACAACGCGCUGCACCUCGCGGUCGUCCACGACCUUCCAGACGUCUACGACUUUGCGAUCAAGUACGCCAUGUUGGCGUACCCGUACGCGUGUCCACCGGGCUUUACGGUCGACGCCAGCACCUACGACCUCCCGAGCUUCCUCAAGCAGCUCCAGCCCGUGGACAAGACGUCGUUCAAUCGGUUUUUGCGCCAGUACAACGAUGAUUAUCUAACACCCCUGACGCUCGCUGCGGCCAUGGGCAAGACGACCAUGUUCCAACACCAAAUGAUGCAGCAGACGACGACCGCGUGGGUCUACGGCCCCGUCACCGCCAAGAUGAUCCCGCUGCGCGACUUUGAGGAGCGAUACUACAUCAAAACAAAGACACCGAGCGGGCCCAAGAACGGCGCCGCAGUGCUACCUGCCGGCGCGUCCGAGCUGCUCGCCGAUUUGGAUACAACGAGCGGUCGAACUGCCGUCGAGUGCCUCUGCUCGUACUACAUGCUCUCCAAGUGCAUUCCCAAGACAGCCACAGCCCAAGAAGCAACGAUGCGCGGUCGCCUCGAGCUCAUCAGUACCUACGAAGUCAAGACGCUCCUUGAUAAGAAAUGGAAGUUUGUCGGUCUCGCCAAGUUUCGCCGGGCUUUACUGCGCCACAUCCUCUUUACGACGAUCUUUACGGGCUCGACGCUCUUCUCGAGCCACUACCGCGACGGCUCGACGACGCUCGACGACGCGUGGGUCCUCGUGCUCUUCGAGUGUUACGUCAUCUUGGAGAUCGCGACGCACUUGGUUCGCGAGCUCCGUGAAAUGUGGCACCACGGCUGGCGGUCGUACACGGAGGACUCGGGCGCCGCCAUGGUCGACAACGUCCUCAAAGGCGCCCUCGUGCUCUUGAUUGUGGCCGCCGGUAUCUCCCGCGCGGCUGGCAACUUCGUCACCGAAGACGGCUUUGUCGCCAGCGCGAUCCUGUGCUCGUAUCUCUACAUGUUUUUCUUCCUGUACGGGUUCCGCACCACGGGGCCGUUCGUCGUGAUGCUCCGGCGCAUGCUCUUGACGGACGUCGUCCGCUUCGUGCUCGUGUUUGCGUCGAUUCUCAUGGGCUUCGCUUCCGCCUUGUACGUGGUCGUCGACGCCCGGGGAGGCGCCAACAUCUUUCUCAACCGCAUCAAAUCACUCCUCCUCGCGGCCUUUGCAGCGACGUUUUCGUUUGACGAGUACCGGCUCAGCCGCAUGCCGAUCCCCGCGCAGCUCUUCAUCUUUGUCUACAUGGUGCUGGUCGUGAUCGUGCUCAUCAACCUCUUGAUUGCCAUGAUGGGCUAUUCCUACGACAGCAUCAUCGACUUUGCCGAGCAGCGGUGGUACGCCGAGCGCGCCAACAUCAUGGGCAGCAUGGCGAACGGUCAGUCGGUCACGGAGCGCUCGGCCGAUCGGCUCAAGUACGCCGUGAGCCUCGAUGUGGGCGGAGAGACCGAGCGCUUCAUCCAAGUCGAGUUUCUCGACAUGAAAGCGUGGCGGGGCAACUCGGAGAAGCAGCAGGACGCCAAGGACGAAGAGAAAGAUGGCAUUCGCAACGACGACGUGACCGAGAUCAGCGCGCCGUUCGAGGCCAAGAACCCGUCGACACCGCGUCGCCUUCAGGGACCGCCAGCGCUUUUAGAGGUCGAUGAAGACCGAGAGCAAGACAAGAAGGACGAAGACGACGCGAUCGAGAGCGGGACGAUUGCAGGCCUCGAAGCAACUCUGGCGCGGCUCUCGCACGGCCUCAUCAAGCAUUUCAGCGACGAAGCCAGCCUGGGCGACGAAGAUCCCGUGAGCCGUGAAGCGCUCGUGCUCGGCCACGUCGCCAAGAUCAAGGAGCUCCUCGGCGCCGUCCACACCUUCGAAUAGCCUGGUGUCACUUUGUGGUAUUGUGUAUACAACUUGUCGUUGAAUCUUUAUACACAAUUACGUUUUUGCACCAAGGAUCUAUCCAAUAC